This is a messenger RNA of Oryza brachyantha (malo sina), 1395 nucleotides long. RefSeq names its product metal tolerance protein C2. The transcript has 10 exons. Gene Ontology annotation, molecular function: zinc ion transmembrane transporter activity. The record is from RefSeq and is a predicted model, not a curated record. The coding region runs from base 59 to 1111 and encodes 350 amino acids. Gene Ontology annotation, biological process: intracellular zinc ion homeostasis; transmembrane transport; zinc ion transport. NCBI's taxonomy places the organism in Eukaryota, Viridiplantae, Streptophyta, Magnoliopsida, Poales, Poaceae. Gene Ontology annotation, cellular component: Golgi apparatus; membrane.
AGAAUAAUACUAGUAGUAUUGGUAUUAUUGGGGAAGAAGGAAGAGAUCGAGUCGAGCGAUGAUGGAUCAUCCCAAGCCAUGGAACCCCAACUACGGCGUCGUCGGCAGCGGCGACCGCCGCCUCGCCUUCUCCCGCCAGCUCUCCUCCUCCUCCUCCACGCCUCGCCUCGCCCGCUCCGACUCUUCCAUCUCCAUGCCCCCGCCCCUCGCCCCGCCCGGAACCACCUUCCGCUGGCUCACCACCCGCCCCAUGCGCCGCCUCGCCCUCCUCAUCGCCCUCAACGUCGCCUACUCCGCCACCGAGCUCGCCAUCGGCCUACUCACCGGCCGCGUUGGCCUAGUCUCCGAUGCUUUCCAUCUCACCUUUGGAUGCGGUCUCCUCACUUUCUCCUUGUUUGCCAUGGCUGCCUCUCGAACCAAGCCCGAUAGUCUCUACACCUACGGCUAUAAAAGAUUGGAGGUCCUUGCUGCCUUUACAAAUGCUCUGUUCCUAUUGUUCCUGUCUUUCUCCCUGGCUGUUGAAGCACUACAUGCAUUUAUGCAAGAUGAAUCUGAGCAUAAGCAUUAUCUCAUUGUCUCCGCUGUCACAAACCUUUUGGUUAAUUUACUUGGUGUUUGGUUCUUUCGGAGCUAUGCUCGUGUUAACAUAGUUUACAGGAAACCAGAGGAUAUGAAUUAUCACUCUGUCUGUUUGCAUGUUCUUGCAGAUUCCAUACGGAGUGCAGGACUGAUACUAGCUUCCUGGUUUCUUACAUUGGGGGUCGAAAAUGCAGAAGUGUUGUGCCUGGGAAUUGUUUCGGUGGCAGUGUUCAUGCUUGUUUUGCCACUCUUUAAGGCUACUGGUAAUAUACUGCUGCAAAUUGCGCCAGGCAAUAUGCCACCUUCAGCACUUAUGAAGUACUGCAGACAGAUAAGUGCUUGCGAAGAUGUUUCUGAAGUAUGUCAAGGUCGAUUUUGGGAGCUUGUACCUGGUCACGCUGUUGGUUCUCUCGCCAUUCGGGUGAAGAGUGGUGGUAAUUGCCAGACUGUGCUCGACUACGUACAUGGAUUAUAUCAAGAUUUAGGCAUACAAGACCUGACCGUCCAAACUGAUGAAUCGGGCAUCAUUUAGGGUAGAAAGGAGUCGUUGGAACUAGAAGUAGAUCAAACUCUCCAUAUUCCUGGCUCUGUUUGAUUAAUACGGUAUAAUAUAUUGCUUGCACACAGUUGCUAUUAAAGUUCGAACUCGGUUAUAAGCUAUGGUGUUGUGACUCAUUUAGCGAUGGCAUCAUGGAUGAAAUUUGUUGACGAUUCUCAUUCCUCUAUAGUCUAUACAAGCUGUUGGUAUUUAAUAAUGCUGGGCUAUGAGGAUAUUUUCCCCGUAUCAUGAUUGUGUCCCGAUCAAAUAUCAAUCAA